CAGACACAGAGAGACUGAAACACACACACACACACAGACUGAAACACACACACACACACACACACAGACUGAAACAUGUCUCCACCGUCUUUAUUCGUCUUCUUACUGAUUUCUCGUCUCUUGGGUUUUAAUGAGGCGAUGUCCGCGCACGCACCGAGGAUGAGAUUCUCAAACACAGACCCCUCCAUGAAGAGGACACUUUUACCUGGAGACCAAACAUCUGUACAGAUUCUUCCAGGAGGAGAACCAGACACCGUCACAGCUGUCGGACCAAAGCACCUGAUUUCACUGAACUUUAAAAACCCUCUGCAGGCUCCUGUGCAAAGAACGUUGUUGUGGAAAGAUUGCAUCAUCAGCAAAACGUCGACCACAGAUUGUGACUUUAACAUCACCGCGGUGCAAAAGAGGGAAGAGGGCGACCAGGCGUAUGUGUGUGGGACCAACGGCAGGGAGACUUUGUGCUGUGACGUGAUUCUAUCAGCUCCGUCUCCCGAGUGCCGUACCUCUGAAAAAAUGAGGAGCAUACAAGGAAGUAUCAGAAAAUUUAUCAUGAAGGAAGGUGAACCGUCUGUUUUUGUGGAAUCAGAAACAAACGCCGACCUUUACACGACCUACUCUGGAUCUCAGGAGAAUGUUGGAGUCCACAAGUUUGGAACAAACCGCGUUGGACCAGCGAACCAUAAUAAAGAGCAGCACUAUGUGGGUCUGGUGAUCAGCAGACAGGCAGAAGACCCUUCACAGGAUAAAGUUUUUGCCUUUUAUAAGGAGAAAAACAGAGACUCAGACCUGUACAGCGGGAUGUGGCUCCCCUUCGUCUCACAGGUUUGCAUGUCAGACAGGGGCGGUCCCAAGAAACACAUGCAGUAUAUCUGGACGUCGCAGAUGAACGCCAGGCUCUACUGCGGAGAUCCAGACAGCAAGCAGCACUUCUCUGAGCUGGUCCACGUGGCUGCUGUGCACGCAGAGCACUGGCAGGACUCCAGGGUUUAUGCACUCUUCCAGAACGAAUGGGGGAUGAGCGCUGUGUGUGUCUACAGGGUGAAGGACUUUCACAACAUCUUUACCAACUCUCCAUUUAAAGGCGGCAGCGCGGGCAGCCAAGUCGACAGGCGCAGAGCGUGCGUCCCCGACAGCACCGCGAUCAGUUUAGACGUCCUGAAGUCGAUCGAGGAGAACUCGGAGAUGGAGGAAUGGGUUAAACCUGCCGACAGCUCGCGCCCACUCGUCUUUGAUCGCCACAGGUACACUCACAUCUCCGUGGACAAGAGGAACCAACGCCACCCGGUCCUGUUUCUGUCUCUGCAUAAUGGAGCCAUUCAUAAAGUGACGCAGAGUCAGAAUCAGACGUUUGUCAUCGCAGAGUAUGAGACAUUUAAACACAACACCAGCAUCCUCAACAUGAUCCUAAACCAGAACUCUAUGAAGCUGUAUGCAGCCUCCAGAAGUGAACUGGUCCAGGUGGACGUGACAAACUGUGCCCAGUAUGGAGACCGCUGUGAGGACUGCGUGUUAGCUAGAGACCCAAACUGCGGCUGGGCACUGAACCGCUGCGUCCCUGUGACACUGGACUCACUGCAGGAUGUGGCCCAAGGGAAGCAUGAUAUCUGUCCGACUUUUUCAAAGCUUCAAGAUCCUGGACUGGGUGAGUCAGAUGCAGUCCAGGAUGUUCCCUACAAGUCCAAGUACUUCCUGCAGUGCCCGGUGUCGUCACUCCAUGCAGAGUACACCUGGCUCCACCCUAAGGGCUCCAAAUCCUGCAGCCUGAAGGAGCAGGAGUGUCUUCUUCUGAUCCACAGCAUGAGUCCAGAGCAGGAUGGAACUUACACAUGUGAGUCAGAGGAGAAGGGAUACAAGAAGGUGGUGGUCAAGUAUCAGCUAAAACUGCAGAACGGGGCCGCAGGCCACUCUCCAAGACUACUGCUGUGUGUUUGUCUGAUGGCUGUCCUGUUAGUCCUGAAUAAAUAGUAUAGAUACGAUGAAGAUAAUAGAUUAUUAGGCCGUUCUGCCACCCAGUCGGACAGAGGGUCGUGUCGCACAGUGACGUCCUUAUCCUCCUAUAGGAGCUAAGGCUCAAACAGGAGGAUUAAACAACAGAUUCUUUAUUUUUUAUAUAUUUCAUUUCUUUUCUUUUUUUAAGAUUUAUUUUAGGGCUUUUUGUAUCUUUAUUGGAGAGAUAGGACAGUUGAUAGGUAGAUACAGGAAAGGAGCCACAGGUCGGAUUCGAACCUGCCCGCUUGGAGGACUAAGGCCUCCCUACAUGCUGCACACGCACUAACCACUUUGCCACCAGCAACCACCUAUUUAUUUCAUUUCUCACCACAAGUACAAAUAGUGAUUUAUUUUUGCAUUUUUCUAAUUUGAUAUUUUUUGAAAUCUUGAUAUUUUUGUGUCAUAGUUUAUUAAUGAGGACAGAUGCCUUGCUAACAAGUUGCUUCACUGAUCUAGAAAAUCAAUAUAUUUUUAAUAUUUACAUUCCGUUAUAAUCCAGCACCUUUAAAUAGAAUUGACUGAACAUUAUAGAUAUGAUGAAAUGGCCUUUGAACCUCAAAUGUUCCUGUUUGAAUAUUUCUGCAUCCUCCUCCAACAAACUGCUGAAUUUACGUUUAACGAUCUAUAUUUUGAUGGCUAUCUGAAUUAUUAUGCUAUUUUUACGCUGACUUAAUGCACAGCUCGUUACAAAGAGUCCCUGAUUCAGGCUGCAUCACGUCCAGUCACCGAGCGACAACAUGUAAGACUUGUUCUUUAUCCUAUCGAGACUAUCUCUCCAAUCCGUUACAUGUUCCAUAUGUACGUUAAAAGUGUCUGUCCAAACCUGAAGCGGGGAGGUGGUGGUACAACAUGUUAAGAUAACACAAUCUCGAUUAGAGAAAGGAGGCUAGUCAGCUAACGGCUGGCAGGAUUUGAUGUCGCAGGUACAGGGAACUCUGUUCCAUCCCUUUCCCAAGGGACUGAGGAUCUGGGCAUGUCUCCUGAGAGGACCGAGCUCUUAGCCAUGGGCCAUGCCGUAAUGGUCCAAACACUGCAUGGCUAGUGCCCCAUCAACGAGGACCCACUAUGAACAAAGAUGGAGGGCCUUUGUGACAUGGUGCAGAGAACUUUAAGUAGCUCCUCUCACAUGCUCUGCCCCGGAGAUUCUGCAGUUUUUGCAGGAGCUCCUGGUUGCGGGAAAGUUGCCCUUUACCCUCAGGGGUAUGGUGGUGGCUAUCAAGGCAGCCCAUAUAGAAUGAUGCCAAUUGCCUGAGGAAGUUGGCAACCUUGUGUCCCAAUUCCUCAAGGGGGCCAGAAGUCGAACUGGCCGUCAUUGCAGACCUUCUCUCCCGCCUUGGGAUUUGGCGCUAGUGCCACAGGCUCUGGAACGGACCCUUUUUUCUAGCACCUAGACUCAGAAGACUUAAAGUGGCUUUCCCUUAAGGCUUCCAUCCUGCUGGCACUGGUCACUGCCCAACUUGUUGGGGAGCUUCAGGCUCUCUCUGGCAGGAACUUGCAGAGGUCCUCGUGAUGGUGGUCUGCAGCUGAAUCCGGCAUUUCUCCCCAAGGUACUUUCAAACUCUCUGACAAGUCAUUGGGUUGAGUUCAGGUCUCUCUACUCCAUGCAGAGAGAAUAAGGAGCACAGACGCUUACCGGUAUGUCCGGUACACUAUGUAUGUACCGGAUAUGUAUAUGAGUAUGUGCAGCGGAAAGGAACUCACAGGAGAACAGAUCAUUGGUCCGUUUUGGUCAACCAUUGUCAAAAGCCUGUCUUUCCCAUUGGAUUGUAGAUGCUAUCCAGCAGGCAUACAGUAUGUGGGCAGUACUUGUGGCUCGGGAGCGCGGGUGCUACCCUGAGGCAUGGCGGCAUCCGGGGGGUUGUUACAUGAUGCAUCUCCGAGUGAGAUCUGCAUCGCUCCUUCUUGGUCUGUCACUUCUACAUUGCUCGGUUCUACCAGAUUAUUUGUAGCUGCAUGCACGUCCGUCAGAGGACUGGUGCUCGGUGUAGCCAAACUGUAGUGACUUUUUUUUCCUUAUUUGUCUGUCAGCCUGGUGUGGCUGGGCUAAGUGACUUCCCCUCCCCCCUUUGGCUAGCCUUAGCGCCUUGCAGGGCAGGCAGGCCUUGUUAGAGUCGGGCGCCUUGGCUUCAGGCAGGAGUAACUUGCAGCCAGAGGUACUUGCUGGCCUGGGGAUGUGUUUAUAUAGUACAUAGUUUCAUUGACAUCCACGCUGGUGAUUCUUUUUGAAUGCAUGCUUUUGUGUGAUUUUUUCAAAUCUUAUUGAGUGUAUUUGUCUUCUCUGACAAAAAUGUCUCAUUACACCGAAUUCACCUGACAUGUCCAGAAAUACAUCUCACUUUAAGUUAUUACAAACAAGACUUUCUUACGUUUCUUCACGAGAUCAAAAUCUUGUGUCAGGAAGAGAACAUUUUUUGUUUGCUGCACUUUUUACUCCUAACAAACAAGUUGAGGCUUUUUGUUUUCUUUUUAUGAAAUGAACUAAAAUGUGUCUCAUGACUUUGGCUAAAUUUGGCUUUUAUUUGGUAUAAUGAGAUAUUUCUGACUAAAAAUAAGGCAGAUCCACUUGAUGAAAUUGUCCAGUGACAUCAAGCAGUUUUUAGAGAACCUGUCACAUGUGAUGUUCGACCAGUGAUUGUGUUUAAUUCCUGUACUUUUCACAUAUCUGUAAAUAUUUUAUUUUGACAUGCAUUUUGUGCACACAGAGGUGAACGGGCGUCCCUCACUGUAAUUUCCGAUCUUGCAAACUACCUCAGAAUUGCGCGAUGUGCUUUGAGUUGGGACAGACUGUUUCUGAGUAUGGAGGCUUUUGUCAGUUAAAGUGAAAGGCAGCAUGUUGGGAAACGCUGCAGCGGACAUGCUGAAAAUGAGCCAUAUCUAUUUAAAGUGUGACUCUGAGCAGCCAGGUUAAACGCUUGUGACCCUUUAAGUGGUUUAACACUGUGUUUAUUUACAGCGUCGCUUCAUGCUGUCAGAGUUUCAGAGAACACAAAUAGAGUUACUUUUCUAACUUAACUUUAUAUUUUGCACAAACAUGUUUGAAAUGAUCGACAUCCCUUAUUUUCACACGUUAUAUCUCAUGUUUAGUGUUUUGUGUAAAUCUAUGAAUACCAAUAAAUCACAUCAGAAAGUCAGAUGAUUGUUAGAAAUUGAUCCAUGAUUUAAGUGCUGAGAAAAUAUAAAAAACUGAAGCACCUUUCAGACUGCUGUAUUCCCAAGAGUGCGGAAGCUAAUCUCAUCCGUCACCACACACUCAGUCAGACAUGCACACACAUUCUCGCAGCUGUUACCCUGUUCAUGUAGUAACCACUGAGCUGUGAAGAUGUUUAUUAAUGCACUGAUAUGUUUUACUUAUUUUACAGCUCUGUAACAUUUCUGAUCCCAGCUUUGUGAUGACCAAAUCUAUUUCUGUAUGAAUUUGUUUGUGACUUCUGUUCCUCUUGUAUAUACAGUAAAUGCAAAUCUGUUUCCUCCUU
Molecule: messenger RNA, 5462 nt
Organism: Labrus bergylta (ballan wrasse)
Lineage: Eukaryota; Metazoa; Chordata; Actinopteri; Labriformes; Labridae
Product: semaphorin-7A
Biological process (GO): positive regulation of ERK1 and ERK2 cascade; positive regulation of cell migration; negative regulation of axon extension involved in axon guidance
Cellular component (GO): external side of plasma membrane; plasma membrane
Molecular function (GO): semaphorin receptor binding; chemorepellent activity; integrin binding
Source: RefSeq, a predicted model, not a curated record